This is a messenger RNA of Iphiclides podalirius (scarce swallowtail), 1203 nucleotides long. The record is from the annotation of a GenBank genome assembly. Lineage: Eukaryota; Metazoa; Arthropoda; Insecta; Lepidoptera; Papilionidae.
AUGGGGCGUUUGAGCGACCCGUUUGUUUUCUUGACGAUUUUGGCGGUAACAAGCAGAACAGGCAGUGAUUGCACUUUAUCCCUCAAGGACGAUUUCGGCAGCCCAUCGCCGGUAUUCGUUAAAAAUGGCGCCUUUUUAACGCCUAAUACACGAUCUGGUGACAUAUCUCUUCAGCGUUCGGAAACGUUGCUCGUGGGCUGCCCGGGAAAAAAUAGAUUUGUAGUAUUAGGGGAAGAUGUCACGGACUUCGAUGCUGUGACGGUGCAAUGUGCAGCGGGUAAGGUGUUCCGUGCUGGUCGAUGGGCGGGGGAUUUCAGAGGGAUACGAUGCAGUGCAACGCCAUGGUUCACAGUUGAGCCCACUAACGCCACCUGCAGCGGAGACCACACGCUUUACAGAAUUGGCUACCGGGUCAAUGGAGAGUUCUACACGUUGUACCGGGCAUGCUUUGACGAGAGACUCUUCACUACACUGUACGUUCAGCACGUGCUGUCACCAGAAAUCGAAUUCUACCAGCGUGGUGGCAAAAGACCAACUUUCAUCGAAACGGGCUUGUUCGGUAAGGUGCGAAUGUCUGACGUCUACGCAAGGAGCAAUCAGAGAGCACGUAUCAACCAGCUCCUCGGUAGCGGAUUGGACCAGCGGUACAUCACCAGGAAUCAAUUCCUCACUCGAGGUCAUCUGGCGCCGAGAGCCGACUUUACCACGAGAGCUAUGCAGCGAGCCUCGUUCCACUACAUCAACGCAGCCCCGCAGUGGCUGAGGGGCAACGCCGGUGACUGGGCCGCGUUGGAGGAUGCGCUGCGCCGUCGCGUGACCAGUUCUGGAAGAAAAAUGGUUGUAUACACUGGCACCCACGGAGUCAGCACUCUACCUGAUAAACACAACCAGCAGCAGAAGCUAUUCCUGCAUGUCGACGAAAACAAUAAUGGCGUGGUGCCCGUACCUCUGUAUUAUUAUAAGCUGGUGUACGACCCCAAAGAACUGAAAGCUGUGGCUUUUGUCUCUAUCAACUCGUCGUACUACAACAAAAGUAUGGUAGACGAGUUGACCUUCUGCAGUGACGUUUGCAAUGGCAACGGCAAUUAUACUUGGCUAAAAUGGAGGCCACGCGACGGAGCCCACAGCUUCUGCUGCGAUUACGACGAAUUUGUUAAAGAAAUAGACUAUUUACCAACGCUCACUGUUCGUGAAAAAUACAGU